Messenger RNA from Photinus pyralis (common eastern firefly), 615 nucleotides. RefSeq lists its product as uncharacterized. NCBI's taxonomy places the organism in Eukaryota, Metazoa, Arthropoda, Insecta, Coleoptera, Lampyridae. Bases 81 to 395 code for a protein of 104 amino acids. The record is from RefSeq and is a predicted model, not a curated record. The transcript is spliced from 4 exons.
AUAGUGGUAGUCAUUGGAGAUUGCAAUUAAUUGCGCCACGUGCAAUUUGAUCAACUAAUUAUUUGCAUUGUCUGACAAAAAUGGCAGAAGUAAACAAGAAAAAACGGACAGAUAAACAGAAUUUGCAUCGAUCCCGACAAUUAAAUCCCUGCGAUAUACUCUAUUGGAAAAGUCGGGGAUUUUCCGAAAGGCCGCAUGAUUGGCAAGCUAGAGUUUAUGGAGUGAAUAAAUACCACCAUCAUGAAGAAUAUCAUUUUCAAGGUAAUGGGUGGAAAAUGACUCGUUGGGACAAUCGAAGCUGCGUGCCAGGUACUCUCUCCAGGGCUAUCACUCAACAUUAUCGUCAUGGAGGCGUGUUCGUUUACAAUGUUUACAUAUAUAAUUUUCGUAAUUAGUAGUCUUGCUUUUGUGUCACAGGAUGCAGUCAGGGCCAUAAGUAAUGCCGUUCGAAUUUCUCAAGUAUGAGACAAGCAAUAAUGAUGUGAGCUUAUUUAGUAUCUAACUUGGACUCUUCCCCAUUUAGAAAUUAGGUAACCUGAAAUGUUACUUGGGGUCUGAUAUCUUGGUUAUCGGGUACUAUAGUGGAAUAUUGCCUUUGAGCCUGACUACAUACUU